AGCUCUCCUGACUGUGAAUAUAAACCAGAGCUUCAGGUAAGGUCUCUCAUCGACAAGAUCAUUCAGCAACCAUGAUGUCUCUAGUCUUUGUUCUGCUCAUCGGAGCUGCUUUCGCCAUCGACGACGACAAGAUCGUCGGAGGGUAUGAGUGCACCCCCCACUCCCAGCCCCAUACGGUCUCUCUGCAGUCUGGCUACCACUUCUGUGGAGGCUCUCUGGUCAACGAGGACUGGGUUGUGUCUGCUGCUCACUGCUACAAGUCUCGUAUUGAGGUUCGUCUUGGAGAGCACCACAUCAAGGUCAACGAGGGAACCGAGCAGUUCAUCAGCUCCUCCCGCGUCAUCCGCCACCCCAGGUACAGCUCCUACAACAUCGACAACGACAUCAUGCUGAUCAAGCUGAGCAAGUCCGCCACCCUCAACCAGUACGUGACGCCUGUGGCUCUGCCCACCAGCUGUGCCCCCGCUGGCACCAUGUGCAAAGUCGCCGGCUGGGGCAACACCAUGAGCUCCAGUGCUGACCGCAACAAGCUGCAGUGCUUGAACAUCCCCAUCCUGUCCGACAGGGAUUGUGAUAACUCUUACCCCGGCAUGAUCACUGACGCCAUGUUCUGCGCUGGAUACCUGGAGGGAGGCAAGGACUCUUGCCAGGGUGACUCUGGUGGCCCCGUCGUGUGCAACGGUCAGCUGCAGGGUGUUGUGUCCUGGGGCUACGGAUGUGCCGAGAGAGAUCACCCCGGUGUCUACGCCAAGGUCUGCCUCUUCAACGACUGGCUGGAGAGCACCAUGGCCAGCAACUAAGUGAUCAAAGUUGAUCAUCAAGUUCAGUCAACAGCUCAACACCCUGUCUGUUCAUGUUCCAUCUUUUUGUACUGGACACUAUGACAAAUAAAAAAAUGAAAGCACAACA
Molecule: messenger RNA, 909 nt
Organism: Labrus bergylta (ballan wrasse)
Lineage: Eukaryota; Metazoa; Chordata; Actinopteri; Labriformes; Labridae
Product: trypsin-1
Biological process (GO): proteolysis
Molecular function (GO): serine-type endopeptidase activity
Source: RefSeq, a predicted model, not a curated record